Leptidea sinapis is the source of this 6866-nucleotide messenger RNA. RefSeq names its product perilipin-4. The transcript has 45 exons. Bases 277 to 4632 code for a protein of 1451 amino acids. The record is from RefSeq and is a predicted model, not a curated record. NCBI's taxonomy places the organism in Eukaryota, Metazoa, Arthropoda, Insecta, Lepidoptera, Pieridae. Gene Ontology annotation, cellular component: plasma membrane.
AGAUAAAAAUAGCAGGAAUUGAUCAUUUUGAUCGUCGCUCGUUCAACUUCAAACUCGACUCGGCAUUCGGAUGCGAUUCAGUCUAUACUCGAGAAGCGAGAGAGUCGAAUUUCAUUCGUGUGAAGGUUACGACUUACGGCUAUAUUUCUCUGGAACUGUUUAAUUGCGUUUUAGCGCACUCGGAAAUUAUUAACACUGGUUUGAUCAUUGUGAUUCAUUGUAUAUUUUCGUACUAUUAUUAUUGAGUUAUAUUGUGCGGUUUUAAAAACAGAAAAAAUGUUCAGUGGAAUUGCAGGCGCGUUCCGAAGUAUCGGCGAGAAGACUGCAUCUCUCUUUGAACGCAAGAAGAAAGAUGCAGAGCAACUUGCCCAGGAGAAGGCUGCAGAAGCCGCUCACGUCGUGGAAGACCAGGUUAAGAAGGCUGGUGAGCUGGUGAGCGGCGCUGAGAAGACUGCCAACGAAGCCGCUAGCUCGGCCGCGGAUGCCAAGCAUUCCGCCAUCGAUGCGCUGGACAAGGAGAUGGCAAAGGUCUCCAUAGCAGCUGGUGAAGCAAAGGACGCAGCAGCUAAAGCUGUAGCUGAUGGAAAGAAGGUCAUCGACACCACUAAAGACACACUCGCAACCACUGUAGAUAACACAAAGAAAGCAGCUGAAUCAGCAAUGAACACAGCUAAAGAUUCUGUUAGUAACACAGUUGAAGGCACUAAGACUGCGGCUAAAUCCGCUAUGGAAACGGGUAAAGGUUAUGCAACGGGUGCUAAAGACACCGUGACCAAAAGUGUGGAUUAUGCUGUAGAUGCGACUAAGCAAUCAGCCACAUCCGGCUUUGAUGCCGCUAUAGGCUACGCAACUAGUGCCAAAGAUAGUGUAACCGAUGCAUUUAAUAGUUCUGUAGAACAUUCACAAAAAGCGGCAGAGACUGGUCAAAGUUAUUUAACUUCUGCUCAAGACACCGUGACCAAAAGUGUGAAUUAUGCUGUAGAUACGACUAAGCACUCAGCCACAUCCGGCUUUGACGCCGCUUUAGGCUACGCAACUACUGCCAAAGAUAGUGUAACCGAUGCAUUUAAUAGUUCUGUAGAACAUUCACAAAAAGCGGCAGAGACUGGUCAAAGUUAUUUAACUUCUGCUCAAGACACCGUGACCAAAAGUGUGAAUUAUGCUGUAGAUACGACUAAGCACUCAGCCACAUCCGGCUUUGACGCCGCUUUAGGCUUCGCAACCAAUGCCAAAGAUAGUGUAACCGAUGCAUUUAAUAGUUCUGUAGAACAUUCACAAAAAGCGGCAGAGACUGGUCAAAGUUAUUUAACUUCUGCUCAAGACACCGUGACCAAAAGUGUGAAUUAUGCUGUAGAUGCGACUAAGCACUCAGCCACAUCCGGCUUUGACGCCGCUUUAGGCUUCGCAACUACUGCCAAAGAUAGUGUAACCGAUGCAUUUAAUAGUUCUGUAGAACAUUCACAAAAAGCGGCAGAGACUGGUCAAAGUUAUUUAACUUCUGCUCAAGACACCGUCACCAAAAGUGUGAAUUAUGCUGUAGAUGCGACUAAGCAAUCAGCCACAUCCGGCUUUGACGCCGCUUUAGGCUUCGCAACCAAUGCCAAAGAUACUGUAACUGGUUCAUUUAGUAGCUCUGUAGAACAUUCGCAAAAAGCGGCAGAAACCGGUCAAAGCUAUUUAACUUCUGCUAAAGAUUCAGUAACAAAUGCAAUUCAAAGCGCAGUAGACACUUCGAAACAAACCGUUGAGUCAGCUUAUGAUACUACAAAAUACUAUGUUUCUAGUGCCAAAGAUAAUGUACAAACCACAGUACACAAUACAAUAGAUUCUACACAAAAGGCAGCUCACAAUGUUGUUGAAACAGGCAAAUACUAUGUUAGCAGUGCAACAGACACCGCGACCAAAACUGUGAAUUAUGCUGUAGAUGCGACUAAGCAAUCGGCCACAUCCGGCUUUGAUGCCGCUAUAGGCUACGCAACUAGUGCCAAAGAUACUGUAACCGGUGCAUUUAGUAGCUCUGUAGAACAUUCACAAAAAGCGGCAGAAACCGGUCAAAGCUAUUUAAUUUCUGCUAAAGAUUCAGUAACACAUGCAAUUCAAAGCGCAGUAGACACUUCGAAACAAACCGCUGAGUCAGCUUAUGAUACUACAAAACACUAUGUUUCUAGUACCAAAGAUAAUGUUCAAAGUACAGUGCACAAUACAAUAGAUUGUACACAAAAGGUAGCUCACACUGUUGUUGAAACAGGCAAAUCCUAUGUUAGCAGUGCAACAGAUACGGUAUCAGAUACAAUAGAAGGAAACACAGACGAAUGUACUACGGGUAGCCAGAGUCAUUUUGAUGUAGCGAAAGGUACUGCACAAAACUCUAUGCAAAGCGCUGUAGAUGCGUCAAAGAGCUAUGCGUUUUCUGCUUUUGAAAUAGGCAUAGCGUAUCUCAAUGAUGCUAAAGAUAUGGUAGCAAGCACUGUUGAUAGUACAAAAAAAGUUGGGCAAAAUACAGUAGAAACUGGAAAGUCAUAUGUAGAUUUAGCAAAAGAUACUGUGACUAGUAGUAUUGAAACUGGUAAAAAUGCCGCAACGUCUGCAGUCGACAUAGGAAUAUCGUAUGUAGGGGCUGCCAAAGACACUGUAGCUAAUACAGUACAUGACACUUUAGAAGCAAGUAAGAAUGUAGCUUCCGCAGCUGUAGAGAAAGGGACAUCACUUGUAGGAGCCGCAAAAGACACUGUAGCAAGCGGCGUUGAAACUACAAAAAAUGUAGCUGCAUCUGCAGUAGACAAAACUUCUUCGUUAGCGAAUAGUGCAAGUGAUACUGUUGCAAAUACUGUUCAGACUACAGUUGACACUACGAAAAACGUAACAGCUACAGCUUAUGAUAAAAGUGCUAAUUUACUAGGAGCCGCUAAAGAUUCUGUAUCGAACACUGUAUACGGCACUGUAGAUACCACUAAAAAUCUUGCUUCAUCCGUUUAUGAUAAGAGUUCAUCUCUUGUAGGAACAGCAAAAGACACAGUAGCGAGCGGUGUUGAUGUUACAAAAAAUGUAGCUGCAUCUGCAGUAGACAAAACUUCUUCGGUAGCGAAUAGUGCAAGAGAUACUGUUGCAAAUACUGUUCAGACUACAGUUGACACUACGAAAAACGUAACAGCUACAGCUUAUGAUAAAAGUGCUAAUUUACUAGGAGCCGCUAAAGAUUCUGUAUCGGACACUGUAUACGGCACUGUAGAUACCACUAAAAAUCUUGCUUCAUCCGUUUAUGAUAAGAGUUCAACUCUUGUAGGAACAGCAAAAGACACAGUAGCGAGCGGUGUUGAUGUUACAAAAAAUGUAGCUGCAUCUGCAGUAGACAAAACUUCUUCGAUAGCGAAUAGUGCAAGGGAUACUGUGGCAAAUACUGUUCAGACUACAGUUGACACUACGAAAAACGCAACAGCAUCAGCUUACGAUAAAAGUGCUAAUUUAUUAGGAGCCGCUAAAGAUUCCGUAUCGAACACUGUAUACGGCACUGUAGAUACCACUAAAAAUCUUGCUUCAUCCGUUUAUGAAAAGAGUUCGUCUCUUGUAGGAACAGCACAAGACACUGUAGCAAGCGGCAUUGAAACUACAAAAAAUGUAGCUGCAUCUGCAGUAGACAAAACUUCUUCAUUAGCGAAUAGUGCAAGAGAUACUGUUGCAAAUACUGUCCAGUCUACAGUUGACACUACGAAAAACGUAACAGCUACAGCUUAUGAUAAAAGUGCUAAUGUAUUAGGAGCCGCUAAAGAUUCUAUAUCGAACACUGUGCACGGUACCGUUGAUACUACUAAAAAUCUUGCUUCAUCUGUAUACGAUAAGAGUUCGUCUCUUGUAGGAGCAGCAAAAGACACUGUAGCAAGCAGCAUUGACACUACAAAUAAUGCAGCUUCAUCUGCAUUAGAAAAAACUACUGCACUAGCAAGUAGUGCAAAAGAUUCUGUAGCAAGUACAGUAGAUGCCACAAAAACAGCAGCAGCUAUAGCGUUUGAUAAGGGACUAUCAUUAGUUGGCAGUGCGAAAGAUACGAUAGCAAGCACAGUACAAGGUACAGUUGAUACAACAAAGAACGUAGCAAGUGCUGUUUAUGAUAAAAGCGCAAAUCUAGUUACUGGAGCUAAAGACUUAGUUACAAGCUCGGUGACGGACGACUCAGAAGAUUCUAAGGCUAAUAGCAUUCUUGAAAGUGGUAAAGACACCAUCAACACGACUGUAGACAGCACUAAGAAGGCUGCUGACGACGCUAAGGAGAAAGCCAGAAGAGCUGCAGAGGCUGCUAAACAAGAGGCUACGAAGGCUGCAGAGGCUGCCGCAGAAGAGGCCAAGCGAGUAGCUAAUGCUGCUGUAGAAGAAUCCAAGAAGGCAGCAGAGAAGGCGGCGGCAGACGCUUCGAAUGCAGUCAGCAGCACAGUUGACAAUACCCUCAAGAGAGUGGAGAACGCCGCCGACGAGGGAAUCAAGAACGCGGGCCACGUUGUCGACUCGAAGAUCAAAGACGCUGAUAGAUAUCUUAAUGAGAAACGGGAAAAUCUUGUGGGAAACUUAUCGUCUAAGGCACAAGACGGUGCUGAUGGAGCGGCUAGUCUUCUGAGCAAGGGGCUGAGCACUUUCAAGUAGAAAUCUCAUCAUUGUUUUAUAUUUCUUCCGUACUGGUCAUCCGGGAAACAAGAUUUAUCUAUAGAAACAAUAAGCACAAAACAACAGUUCCUCUGAAAUUGAUAUAAAAAUAUGUAUUUUCAUACCCAAAUUAAAACUAUUUUGCUACAAUUACCCACUGCUGACAAUGGGAUGUUAAAAUAUUAUAAUUUUAAUGUUAGCUCACAAACUAUGUGUCCCUACUUACUGAAUUUUAUAUUUAGAUUAAAUAUUGAUGUUGUUCGUUCAUGCCUUAUUAUGUUAGCACUUAUAUAAUAAUGCUUUAAUAAACACACAUAUACAUUAAAGCUUAAGAUUAUUUCCAAAGUUUACUCAUUUUUGGAAAUGUUAAAAUCUAUUAUAAAAUAACACUAUUAUUCAAUUAAACUGAGUGUAUUCCGCAAUUCUGAGCAAUUACAAAUAAAAUAUUUCGAAGGUUUAUUUCUCUAUUUGUGUUAUGUUUUUGGAAAAUUUAAAUUGUAUAAAAACAAGAGCUAAGUACAGCUUUUUGAAUGGGCUUUGAAUAUAAACUUAUACUUAACUGGUACCUGUAACCAUGAUUAAACUUAAGGCUUAAUAUAAUGUAAAAAAAUCUCAAUAAAAAUUAAGUUAUGCAUAUAUCUCUCAAAUUAAUUUGUAUAAAUAAGUACCAAGGGGGCGUGAAUAAACUACGUGAGAUGUGAGAUAAGGGUGGGAGAGAGGGGGGUUCUCGGCAAAUAUCACGCAAUUUUUUUUUCUGAUUGAAACAAAAAAAAACUUUUCGGUCCAUUUAAUCCAGAUUGUACAUGCUUAAGAUUUACUGUCUUAUUCAUAAUGACUUAGCGGAGAUUUAAAACAUCGCUAAAAUACGCUUGUUAAAAAUGGUAUUCAUAAUCGUAUAUUAGAGCUAAAACGCUCAUUAUCUCUUCGAUAAAGCUCACGUGACUUACAGUAGCUUCCUAGCUCCCUUCUAUAAACCUAUUAUAUGCACUCGAACGCAAAAAAACAUGGCCGGCAUCGAUCAGCUGUUCGUUUGAUUCGUAAACGCGUCCAAUAGCUUUCCACUCAAAGUUUUUGGAUAUCCAUCAUAGAUUGACAGCCGACAGACUUCAAAACAUUGAUUUUUGAAGUUUGAAAUUAAGGAUGUCUGUUUCCAUUGACAAUUCCUCAUUAAAUUAGCUAAAAUCAUGUUUUUUUUGUACGAAAUGGCAACAUUGCUUUCUAUAGAGACGUAGGUAUUAGUUGUGGGAGAUUUAUCUAACGACUAUGAAUAAGGAAUUUUAUCGAACGUUCGAUAGGCUUAAAACACGUUUAACUAAUAUAGCUUUAUACCUUCAAAAAGCUUUUUAUUAUGAAUAAGGCAGUUUAAUCUAGUGAAGUAAUCUUAAGUGUAAUCGUAAUACGAUUAAGAUCAUUUACUUAUUCGUUCGAAAGAGACCGCGCAUGAUUCUCCAUGGACUGAAUUAGAGUAGACAUAUAUAAUAUAAUAUAUAUAAUAUUGUUUUAAUCACAGUAGUUACGAUUUAAGUAUUCUGUUGUUAAAUUUUUAUUACACUUAUAACUCUCAGCAAUAUUGCUUACUAUCUUAACUAGUCGUAAAUAAAAGCAUGAAGUAUUUUUUUUUCUUAUUACAAUAACAAACCUACGCGCUUCGUAAGAAACCCACUUUAAAAAAAAUCUCACAUAAGAUUGGGGAAUGGGGUAGGGGUUGAAUAACAUCUCACCAGGGGGAGGGAGGGAGAUACGGUAAAUUAAAAAAAAAACACCUCACGUAAUUUAUGGACGCCCCCCAACUGUUAAUAUUGUGCUAAUACAUUUUGUAUUUUGUGCAUUUUGAAAUUUACAAUGACCUAUAAAAUUCAUGCUUGGCUAUAAAACUGCCGUCCAACUUCUGCCUUUAUUUAAUAUUGACCAGGUAUGAAAAUUUUAAGUUUAAAGAAAAAGGGUUAAAAAUGUUUUUAAAUUAAAAAAAAAUAAAUCUUAUUUUAUAUUUAUAUCAUUAUAUAUCAUCAGAAUGGUACAAAGAUUUGUUUGCAUAUUUACCUAAUAAUGACUAAUUUGAGUAUUUAGGUAUGUACGUUAUAUUUGUAGGUACCUGUAACCUAUUGUAAUAAUUAUAUUAUUAUGUUUUAUAUGUUUGUGUCGGACAUAUAUAUUAUAAUUUUAUUUUAUCAUUAGCAAGUAUAUGAUAAAUUGUAUAAUGUUUAUUGUUUAUUCAAUAAAUGCAUCGCAAGACA